AUGUCCGCUUUGACAAGGUUUACGCAAAUAUCUGACGCUUUGAUUAUUUUCAACGCCGAUAUUUGCGGAGAAUCUCUCAACAAUUCUUCAGUCUACUCUUUGGAGGUACAUAAGGAAGAACUGCGAGAUAUUUGGCAGAGAAUGAAACCCACGUAUGAGGAAAGUGUUCAGGAACUAAUGGCUUCUGCGGACGAGAAUAGCAAAGCUGAUCUUGAGACUAUUCGAGCCCGGUACCACAGCACUUACACUACAUAUGUCGAUUCUGUAGCUAAGAUAAGUGCCUGUAUAGAAUCCAAACGGGCGUCGAUAUCCAAUCCAAUCCCGAUGAAUACAUCUUCCGUCCGAGAUGAAUAUCCGUCAGUUCAUUUACCACCGUGUGACACAGAGCUCUUUCACGGAGAUUAUCUAGCUUGGCCGACCUUCCGAGACUUGUUUACGGCCAUCUAUAUAAAGAAUUCGAGGCUUUCACCGGUGGAAAAGCUUUUCCAUUUGAAUAAUAAAACGCGAGAUGAAGCCAGGGAUAUUGUCCGCAAAGCCCCAUUGACCAAUGAGGGCUUUGAUAUUGCCUGGAAAGCUCUGCAAGUUCGGUAUGAAAACAGGAGGUUGCUUAUAAAUAGCCAACUGAAGGUUUUGUUUAGCCUUCAAAGAAUAUCUGUCGAAUCCGGAGACUCCAUAAAGGAGAUUCAAAAUUCCAUCAACAGCAUAAUAUCUGCUCUGAAACUCUACCAGAUCGAGAUACAAGGUUGGGACCCUAUUUUCGUCUACCUAUGUAGCACUCGACUUCCCGAAAAUACCCUUUCAUUAUGGGAGCAGUCUGUCAAUAACAAGACAGAAUGUCCGUCCUGGAAGGACCUUGAUUCCUUCCUCACUAGCCGAUACCAAACGUUGGAGACGGUUCGAAAUUUAAGUGAUCAGCCUUCCACUUCUAAAUCGAGCGAACCUCCCAAAGUUAAUGUCAAACUAUCCGGUCAGAAACGGGUUAAUUCUUAUCAGAACAGCUUAGCUCUUCCUCCUUGUAAACUUUGUCCAGACGUAUCACAUACAAUCCGAGUGUGCCCAAAGUUUAUAAGCAUGUGCUACAACGACAAGUUGGCUUUUAUAAAGAAGAUAAAGCUAUGCUUGAAUUGCUUUUCGAAGGGACAUGUGGUAAAAGAUUGCAAAAGUGCAUUUAAUUGUUCGAAAUGUCAACGAAGACAUAAUACCUUGCUUUGCAAUACAGGAACUGAAUCGGGUAACCAAUAUAUCACCGCUCCAAAUACACCAGUUCUACAGUCCACAUCCGAAGAUACGCCCCAAAUUUCUAGCGGUGUGACAAUUCAGUCUUGUGCUGCUACCACAUCCAGAAAGGUUCUCCUUGGUACAGCAAUUAUUCACAUCCUUCAUAGAGGUGAGAUAUUUAAAGCAAGGGCUGUAUUUGAUUCUGGUUCAGAAGCUUCGUUCAUUUCUGAACACCUUUUCAACCUUCUUCGACUUAAUAGCAAAAGGAUAUCCGCCCAGAUCUCCGGGCUGAAUGGGUGUGUGUCCGCAUGUUCACAGAAAAUAUGCGACUUAUGUUUAAGUUCACCCAUAGACUCCGGAAUUUUCAUAAAUGCUUCCGCAAUCGUUCUUCCCCGACUGACAUCUUCAUUGCCCACCUUUACGGCUGAUAGCGACAUGUUUUCCCGUUUACCGGACAUUCGUCUGGCGGAUCCUGAUUUCUUUCGAACAUCAUACAUUGAUAUUCUGAUCGGGGCAGACUUAAUUCCUCAGGUAAUGCUUGGUGGGGUGAGACACAAGGUUUGUGGAACACUGAUGGCUCAAGAGACAGUGUUCGGAUGGAUUUUGACAGGGCCUGUUGCUUCUGAUAAUAUUUCCUCCUUUCGAACAACGGUCUCCUACUUUAACGAGUUAGCGCUCGGUGAGAGGAUAUCCAAAUUUUUUGAGAUGGAAGAUAUUCCUAAACGAAAACACAUGUCGGAUGAUGACAAAUACUGUGAAGAGUACUUUGCUGAGUCCACGCGAAGGGGCCCAACGGGCCGAUAUGUUGUAUCAUUGCCAUUCAAGAAAGAGUUUGGAAAUACUUUGAGACUAGGUCCGUCGAAGAGGAAUGUAACGGCCCAAUAUUUUCGGAACGAGAAUCGUUUGAUUAGAACACCAGAUCUGAAGGUACAAUAUGACAAAGUGCUCAAGGAAUACUUGGAACUUGGCCAUAUGAAAGAGGUUCCGUCAAAUCCUUCCCAAGAUGAUUCCAGAUAUUUCCUUCCACAUCAUGCUGUGGUUCGCCCUGACAGCGUGACUACGAAGGUCCGCGUCGUCUUCAAUGCUUCGAAUCCAACUUCGAAUGGUGUAAGCUUGAACGACGUCCUUUACUGCGGACCGUCCCUCCAACUUGACCUGACUAGUUUGCUUCUCCAAUGGCGCUUUUACAAAAUCGUCUUUAACAGCGAUAUUGAAAAGAUGUACCGCCAGAUUUCCGUUAAUCCUAGCCACACACCCUUCCAGCGUAUAAUCUUUAGGGAUGAUCCAAACGACAACCUCCACGAAUAUGAGCUCCAAACGGUUACGUUUGGAUUGAAUUGCGCCCCAUAUCUCGCACUUCGUACAAUUCAACAGCUAGCCACUGACAUUAAGGAUGUUUAUCCGCUAGCUAGUCAUGUUUUAAUGUCGUGUAUGUACGUAGAUGAUGUUAUGGCAGGAGGCCAUGACGUGUCAUCAGCCAUUAAGGUCCAGACAGAACUGACUGCUGCCCUGGAAUCCGCUGGAUUCGCAUUGAGGAAAUGGACCUCCAAUUCAUCCGAAUUCCUUGCUUCCAUUCCUAGGGAACAUUUACUCAAUGAAGAUUUCCUACAGUUUAAUGACAAUAGCACGGCUAAAACUUUGGGCGUAAGGUGGAACGCCAGAUAUGAUUAUUUCUAUUUUUCUGCCAAAGCCAUCAGGCCUAAGGAGAGGCCUACUAAGAGGUUCAUUUUAUCCGAGAUAUCUAAACUGUUUGAUCCCGCUGGCUGGCUUUGUCCAUAUAUUGUACUAGCCAAACUAUUAAUGCGAGAUAUAUGGGCCUCCAAUACCGACUGGGACAGCCCAGUUCCGACACAUUUAUUGACUAAUUGGUUAGAUUUCUUGGCCAAUUAUUCUGAUAUAAAUGACCUCCGUAUUUCCCGUUGGGUACAAUACACACCCGACUGCGAGGUGCAACUGCAUGGCUUCUGUGACGCCUCCGAGAAGGCAUAUGCCGCUACCAUUUAUUCACGCACCAUCGAUUCCAAUGGCAAUAUAAAUACCUAUUUACUCGUGGCAAAGUCCAGGGUAUCUCCUUUGAAAACCGUUUCGAUCCCAAGGCUAGAACUUUGCGCCGCACUUUUACUUGCCGAGACGAUUGAGGCAUUGAUGCAGGUUUUCCCUAUUCCGAAUACGAAAAUCUUUUGCUGGUCGGAUUCCAUGAUUGUCCUAGCAUGGUUGAAGAAACCUGCAUUCCUUUGGAAAACGUUCAUAGCCAAUCGGGUUUCCAAAAUUUCCGAGAUUAUCAGUGGGGACAAUUGGUCCCAUGUGGAAUCUAGACACAAUCCUGCAGACAUUGCCUCUUGGGGUGCUUAUCCGAAAGAGCUUUCCGGUAAUUGUACAUGGUGGUGUGGACCGCCAUGGUUGCAACUUCCUCCAAGUUUGUGGCCAAUACCAAGUUCGGUCCAGAUUGACGAAACUCUAAUGGAGGUUCGCCAAGUUCAAAAUAAUUUCGCGUACUUUCCGAAUUUCGAAGACCUUCUUGACCGAUUUUCUUGCCUAGGAAGGGCGCUCCGAGUAAUGUCAUACGUGUACCGAUUUAUUGCCAGUCUGAAGGGCAGUAGGGCUUCAAAUGACAGUAUUCAUUCUGAGGGAGAUGUCAUCGAGACGACUAGAAAUUCGAUAAUUAAGUUGGCGCAAAUGCACCAAUAUCCAAACGAAUAUCGCAAACUUUCUCAGAAGGAGCUAAUACCCACCUCUAGUUCACUUUCUAAUCUCAAUCCCUUUAUAGACAAGAAUGGUCUCAUGCGGGUUUGUAGCCGUAUCGCUGGGUCAGAAAGCUUAACUUAUGACGAAAAAUAUCCGAUUAUACUUCCAUACCACAGUACGUUUUCCAGGCUUUUACUACGUUUCAUUCAUACCAUAACAUUACAUGGCGGAAACAAUCUGAUGCUUCGUAUGCUACGGCUCCAAUUCUGGAUGCCUAGAGCUAAGAAUCUCAUCAAAUCUACCGUUCACAAUUGCAAGAUUUGCGUUAUUGCUAAGCAUAAGUUGCAAAAGCAAUUGAUGGGAACCCUUCCUCCAGAGCGGACAACACUAUCCCGCCCCUUUACGAAUACGGGGUUAGACUUUGCAGGCCCCUUCGAGAUAAAGGCAUAUACAGGGCGUUCUUGCAAAACUACAAAGGGAUAUGUGUGUAUCUUUGUCUGCUUCGCCACGAGAGCAAUCCAUCUCGAGUUCACUACUUCCCUUUCCACUGCAGCAUUUCUAGCUUCCUUUCACAGAUUCGUGUCACGACGAGGGUGUCCACGUAAUCUAUAUUCAGACAAUGGUACCACCUUCGUGGGCGCUUCUAAAGAAAUCUCUCAGAAUUUUCUUCGCUGUUCCCGCGAUUCAAUAUCCGCAAAUUUUUCGUACCAGAGUAUAACAUGGCACUUUAUACCCCCGGGAGCUCCUCACAUGGGAGGACUCUGGGAAGCCGGGGUAAAAAGUUUUAAGCUACAUUUCCGUAAAAUGGCUGGCAAUCAUAAAUUUACUCUGGAAGAGUUCGCUACAAUUCUAGCCCGAAUUGAAGCCUGCUUAAAUUCCAGGCCAAUUUCUCCGGUAUCUGAGGAUCCAAAUGACCUAUUGGCAUUGACGCCUGGUCACUUUCUUACCGGUGGUCCGAUCCUCUCCAUUGCCGAACCAUCGGAGUCCGAUGGCAAUCUUUCCGUUUUAAACCGUUGGCGUCGAGUAAGGGCUCUAUGCCAACAAUUUAGCAUCCGAUGGAAACAUGAAUAUAUCAAAGAAAUACAUAAACGUAUGAAAUGGCAAACCCCUCAGAAGAACUUAGAAGUUGGCUCUAUGGUCGUUAUUCGAGAUGAUUGUUUACCCCCAAAUGAGUGGAGACUGGGUAGAGUUUCUAAAAUUUAUACUGGGAAAGACCAUUUGGUAAGAGUGGCCGAUAUUGUCACGACAAGGGGUAUAAUCACUCGUCCGAUAGUGAAAAUUGUUCUCCUCCCUCCUUGCUAA
Messenger RNA from Stomoxys calcitrans (stable fly), 5205 nucleotides. RefSeq lists its product as uncharacterized. NCBI's taxonomy places the organism in Eukaryota, Metazoa, Arthropoda, Insecta, Diptera, Muscidae. Bases 1 to 5205 code for a protein of 1734 amino acids. The transcript has a single exon. Gene Ontology annotation, molecular function: nucleic acid binding; zinc ion binding. Gene Ontology annotation, biological process: DNA integration. The record is from RefSeq and is a predicted model, not a curated record.